Molecule: messenger RNA, 2528 nt
Organism: Prunus avium (sweet cherry)
Lineage: Eukaryota; Viridiplantae; Streptophyta; Magnoliopsida; Rosales; Rosaceae
Product: rhamnogalacturonan I rhamnosyltransferase 1
Cellular component (GO): cytoplasm
Source: RefSeq, a predicted model, not a curated record
ACGAAGCCCAAACCCUCUCUUCCUCCUCCGAGCCCACGCAAACCGUCGGUGCACGUCACGCACACCCCAUCACGCGUUUUUUGUUUUUCUCUGCAUCGCACCACAUCGCAUAUGAUGACAACACCGCCUACUCCACCACUGCUCUCUUUCCUCCAUCUCUCUCUCAUUUCUUAGCGAUCUUCUUCUAAUCGCCGGCCAACGCUCCGGCGACUCUUCUCGCCGGAGAAUACGGCGGAUCUGGGUGGGGAUUCCACCUCGCAUUUCGAGUUCAAUUGCCCCGGCUCUGGAAAGGUGGUGUUGUAGCAAAUAUCAGAGCUUUCAAUUUUUGUUUCUUUUCUUCUUUUGAGCAGUGUUGUAGGAAAAUAGGGUUAUUGAUGCAAUUGUUUGAGGGAAUCUUCGAAAGUGAGAGUUUUGGUGGAAAUCUUUGAGGACGGGUGGGGAAUGUGGUGAGUAUUGCCUCAGUUUUGGAAAUCGGUUUCGGAUCUUUGCUGGUUUCUAUAUAUAGCAAGAGCUUAAAAAGGAAUGCCAUUUUUUUGGAUCCGACAUUGAGCAAUACGCCCCGUUUCGUUGACUGCUUGAUGUUGUAGAAGGAAGAGAGAUACACAGAUUGAUGUGCAAGAUAGAGAAGAAGGAGAGAAAGGGAGUGAUGGGAUUCAAGGUGUUAGGAGGAGGAGGAGCAGACAAGUUCAAGAACUCGAUGCUCGUCACGACGACGUCGUCGCCGUCGAGGUCGAAAAUGAAGCUGUGGAUGAUACGGGCAACGACGUCGGUUUUGUUGUGGACGUGUAUUGUACAAUUAACGGCUUUGGGGGAUAUGUGGGGGCCUAGGGUUUUGAAAGGCUGGCCUGCUUGUUUCUCUCAGGAGUCUGCUGCCGCCUCUUCUGUUUUGCAAGACAAGUUGCCUUCCGUCCCGGCCAGAGCUCUUCCGCCCAAGAGGGUUUAUAAAAACAAUGGCUACCUGAUGGUUUCAUGCAAUGGGGGACUCAAUCAAAUGAGAGCAGCGAUAUGUGACAUGGUUGCUAUUGCAAGAUAUUUGAACGUCACUCUCAUUGUCCCUGAGCUUGAUAAAACCUCCUUUUGGGCUGAUCCCAGCGAGUUCCAAGACAUAUUCGAUGUGGAUCAUUUCAUCACAUCCUUGAGAGAUGAAGUUCGCAUAUUGAAAGAGUUGCCUCCGAGGGUUAAGAGGAGAGUGGAACUAGGAAUGAUUUAUACCAUGCCACCAAUUAGUUGGUCUGACAUGUCUUAUUAUCAUAAUCAGAUUCUUCCUCUGAUACAAAAAUACAAAGUGGUACAUCUAAAUAGAACUGAUGCCCGACUUGCCAAUAAUGGACAACCUUUGGAUAUUCAGAGACUUCGAUGCCGAGUAAAUUUUAGUGCUCUGAGGUUUACUUCUCAGAUAGAGGAGUUGGGUAAAAGGGUUAUCAGGCUUCUAAGGCAAAAUGGUCCUUUCCUAGUGCUUCAUCUUAGAUAUGAAAUGGACAUGUUGGCAUUUUCUGGUUGUACUCAAGGUUGUAACACUGAGGAGGUGGAAGAAUUGACAAGAAUGAGAUAUGCUUAUCCCUGGUGGAAAGAGAAAAUAAUCAAUUCUGACCUGAAAAGGAAAGAUGGUUUGUGUCCUCUGACACCUGAAGAAACUGCUCUUACGCUGAGCGCACUUGACAUUGAUCGCGAUAUUCAGAUUUAUAUUGCAGCUGGUGAAAUAUAUGGUGCAGAGAGGAGAAUGGCAAGUCUUGCAAAGGCUUAUCCCAAAUUGGUCAGAAAGGAGACACUGUUGGAACCGUCAGACCUUAGGUUCUUUCAAAACCACUCAUCCCAAAUGGCAGCACUGGAUUAUCUUGUCUCAUUGGAGAGCGAUAUUUUUGUUCCCACAUAUGACGGAAACAUGGCUAAAGUGGUUGAAGGCCAUCGCAGAUUUCUUGGGUUCAAGAAGACAAUUCUACUGGACAGAAAGCUUCUUGUUGAUUUGAUAGACCAGUACACAAGUGGAUCAUUGAAUUGGGAUGAAUUUUCAUCUGCAGUAAAGGAAGCUCAUGCAGGUCGAAUGGGGAACGCAACUAAUAGAUUGAUGAUCCAAGACCGACCAAAAGAGGAGGACUAUUUCUAUGCCAACCCAGAAGAGUGUUUGCAACCGUUAGAUGAACAACUGAGUAGUACGUGAUAUAUAUAUAUAAUGUUAGAAGAUUGUGACACUCAUCCAUGUUCUACAGUGUUGGCUAUUUUCCCACAGAUGUAUAAGAAAGUUGUCUGCAGAGGGAUAGCCAUAAUGAGAUUUUGUUCUGAAGAGGCGAUGAAGAUUAUUGUGGGGGGGAAGUAAGUAAUCUUCAAUAAAGCCCUGAGAGGAUCUAUGGUACCAGCUGCUGGAGGACAUGUUUUAUCUUUUAUAUAAGCCAAAUAAUCCAUCCAAAUCAUCAUGUAUAGAAAGCUGCCCUGCCAUUCAGGGUGGGAACGAAUUAAAACUGCAUUGUAUGUGGGGGAAACAUAUAGGUUUGGUUUACUGGAACUGCAAAAUCAUCAAAGGUCAACCCCUA